This is a messenger RNA of Striga asiatica, 1423 nucleotides long. Lineage: Eukaryota; Viridiplantae; Streptophyta; Magnoliopsida; Lamiales; Orobanchaceae. The record is from the annotation of a GenBank genome assembly.
UUCCCACGCACGUAUAAAUACCCCUUACACCAUGCAUACAUAUCAACCAAAACAAAAAACAUCAAAACACACACACUCAAACGUGUAGUAAUAACAACAUAUAUACAUACAUACCACACAAAUUCAAUCAAGUAACAAUCUAACUACUAGCUUAAAGAAGUUAAAUAUGAAGAUCCAUAACUUGUAUUAUCAGCUAUGGAUCGUGCUAGCAUGUCUAGUGUCUAUGUCAAAUGGACAGGGCACGAGGGUCGGUUUCUACUCCCGAACCUGCCCACGGGCCGAAUCCAUAGUUCAAUCCACCGUCAGGUCGCAUUUCAGUUCAAACCGGGCAAUCGGGCCCGGUUUGGUGAGGAUGCACUUUCACGACUGCUUUGUCCAUGGCUGUGACGGGUCAAUACUCAUCAGUGGCCCAUCCACCGAAAGGACUGCGGGCCCCAAUCUUCUGCUCAGAGGGUACGAGGUCAUAGACGAUGCCAAGCAACAGCUGGAGGCUUUGUGCCCCAGGAUUGUCUCUUGUGCGGACAUUCUUGCCCUUGCCGCCCGUGAUUCUGUCGUGCUUGCUGGAGGAGUCGGGUGGGCCGUCCCGACAGGUCGUCGAGAUGGUCGGGUCUCAUUGGCGAGCGAUGCUUCAAACUUACCAGGCUUCACGGACACCGUAGAUGUCCAGAUCCAAAAGUUCCAAGACAAAGGUCUCAACACCCAGGAUCUUGUCGCGCUUGUUGGGGGUCACACGAUCGGAACCUCGGCCUGCCAGUUCUUCCGCUACAGGCUGUACAGCUUCACGUCAAACGGAGGGCCCGACCCGUCCAUCGACCCGAGUUUUCUCCCUACGCUCCGAAACCUCUGCCCGGAAGGCGGGAACGGGUCAGUCCGGGUCGGGCUCGACAACGGGAGCGAGAACCGGUUCGACAAUUCGUACUUCGCGAACCUGAGGGCUGGGCGUGGGGUCCUCGAGUCGGACCAGAGGCUUUGGGCGGAUAACUCGACCCGGACCGUGGUCCAGCGGUUUCUUGGAGUCAGGGGUUUGCUGGGACUGACCUUCGGGGUGGAGUUUGGGAGGUCGAUGGUGAAGAUGAGUAAUGUUGAGGUGAAGACGGGGACUGACGGUGAAAUUCGCACCGUUUGCUCCGCCGUUAAUUAGUAUGCUUGCCUGCUGCUGGUUUUUAAUUUCUUCUGGUUUCUUUCUUUUUUAUUUUAUUUUUGUUGUUUUCCUGGAAAUCUGGAUUUUCAAGUGUUGACUCGUGUCAUGUAUAAAAUAUAUAUAUGUGAAAUAAUAAUAAAAACAAGAAACUAGUGUUUGGUUCAUGUAUAGGUUGAUGGAUUGAGGGAGAUGUUCCCCUACCCACGGUUGACAUAUGUUAAUAAUAUAUCAACCGUUUAUGUAGUAUGUACACAUUGCUGAUGUAUUUUUUUAAUAUAUUAA